AUGGCGGCAUCGAUCCCGCUGCCUUUGAAGGCCCAAGUCCCCAUCACACCUCCAGCCGAAUUCCAAACAUUCAUGAAUCGCCUCCGUUCACAGCCACUUCAUCCUUUCACCCCGGGGGUCCAACUACAAACAAGCUCCACCCACCCACAAGAAAGAAAAUCACCACAACUCGCGCAACCUUCAUCAACCUCAGUGACACCAAACGCGGCCGAUUCCAUGCCGUUAAACCCCUUCUUAUUCCCCAGUGCGGCCAGCUAUAACCAUAAUCACCAUCACCACAACCACCACCACAAUCACCAUCACCUCAACAGCAACACCCCCCACUCCAACUCCCACACCACCGACGCACCCACACCCCCAGCAACAACACCACCACAAACAACAACAACAGCAGCACCACCACUCCCACCAACAGCAGCAGCACCAGCAGCACCGCCACCAACAUCGGCCAUCGACCCGCGCUACCUCGCCAUGGCCUCGCGCAUGGCCAGCUUCUACCAGCAGCGCAGCGAAGCGGCCGCGGCGGCCCAGCAGCGACAGUGCCAGGCGUGGAUGGACAGCGAGCAGCAGCGGCGGCGCCAGGCCGUGUCGCAGGCCGCCACCGUCAUGAUCGCCUGGGGAGUGGCGGUGGGGGGGGCGGCCAUUGCAGCUGCUUGGGAUGGGGGGGCUGGUGGGGGUGCGGGUGGUGCGGGUGGGGGGUUGUUUGCGAAGAGGGUGGCGAAGGGAGAGGCGGUGAGGAGGUGGGUUAUGGCGGCGUCGGGGCCGGUGAGGGAUGGGGGGAGGAGUGGUGGUGGUGGUGGUGAUGGCUUGGGGAGGCAAAUGCCGAGGGAUAAGGACGAGGUGGAUUUUGAUAUGGAUCGGGACGUGCCGGUUGAUAAGGACGCUCACCUCCUUGAGGUGACCGGGAAUAUCAUCAAGAGCCACUUGGCGGGGACAAAUGUACCGCUAUUAGGGGCACUGUCGUUUGAUGAGAGCGAGAGUGACAGCGAGAGUGACAGCGAUAGCGAGGAGGAAGAUGAGUUUAUGGACGAUGAAGAGGAAGAGGGGGAGGAGGAGGAAAUCGGCGAGGAGUAUGAAGAAGAGGAGGACUACGAAAAGGAUAAUGAAGCGGAGGGGGAGGGAGUAGGAACAGACGAGAAAAAAGCCGUGGAGAAUACGCCCAAAGGUGAGGGGGACGGGGCUGGGCUGGGAGAGCCGGUCUCUCUCACCAAAGACGCUUAG
Messenger RNA from Chaetomium globosum CBS 148.51, 1221 nucleotides. RefSeq lists its product as uncharacterized. NCBI's taxonomy places the organism in Eukaryota, Fungi, Ascomycota, Sordariomycetes, Sordariales, Chaetomiaceae. The coding region runs from base 1 to 1221 and encodes 406 amino acids. The record is from RefSeq and is a predicted model, not a curated record. The transcript has 2 exons.